Mustela erminea (ermine) is the source of this 2165-nucleotide messenger RNA. RefSeq names its product chromosome 17 C1orf21 homolog (gene C17H1orf21). Lineage: Eukaryota; Metazoa; Chordata; Mammalia; Carnivora; Mustelidae. Bases 487 to 852 code for a protein of 121 amino acids. The record is from RefSeq and is a predicted model, not a curated record. The transcript has 6 exons.
GGCGGUCCCCUCCCUCGCUCGCUCCCAGCCCGCUCCCGCUCGCUCCCUGCCCACUCCCGGAGGGACGUUCCGCGCCGCGGCCCCGCGGCCGCCGCUUCUUUCACACUUUAGUUGGGAGCUGCGCGCCGCGCUCAGUUACUGGAGAGCUGGCCGCGCGCCGUCGCCUCCCGCACGCACGCACGCACGCGGCCCGGGCUCCGGGGUUCUCGGCGUCUACUCGGAGCGGCGGGGAGGAGGGGGACACCCGGACUCACUGUGGGGAGGCGAAGGAAGAGGAGAGGAGGGAGGAAGAGAAAAGGCGAGGAGGAAAGGGGCGGGGGGCGGGAGGCUUGCCACCUUCAGCCCCCCCGCGAGCGCCCAAGGUGCGCACAUCCUGACCGACUCAGCAGGAAGGUGGAUUUUCUUUGUGUUUAAAGAAAAAAAAUGUCCCCGUGUCUGUAGAGAUGAUUUGCAGUUCAGCCCGGCUGAAGCUGACCGAAUGAGACUAUGGGCUGUGCCUCUGCCAAGCAUGUUGCCACUGUUCAAAAUGAAGAGGAAGCCCAGAAAGGGAAGAACUACCAGAACGGAGAUGUGUUUGGCGACGAGUAUAGGAUCAAACCGGUGGAAGAGGUCAAGUACAUGAAAAAUGGGGCAGAAGAGGAGCAGAAAAUAGCAGCCAGGAACCAAGAAAACUUGGAAAAAAGUGCCAGUUCAAACGUAAGACUUAAAACUAAUAAAGAGAUUCCAGGAUUAGUUCAUCAACCCAGAGCAAACAUGCACAUCUCUGAAAGCCAACAAGAAUUCUUCAGAAUGCUGGACGAGAAAAUUGAAAAGGGUCGAGAUUACUGUUCCGAAGAAGAGGAUAUCACAUAGCACCCAUCCUACCACUGAAACCAGGAGCUACUACUGUGUAAAUAGGUUACACCCCAGUUGAAAUUCUUGCAAAGGUCGGUUCUCUUCAGCGAACAGCACUAUAGCAAAAAGAAGAUCGUUCCAUAUCGUAUGCCCCAUUAAAUUACAGUGUUUCUUAAUGAACUUGCAAAGGAAUAUUGCUAAAAACAAACACACACACACACACACACAAACUGUUCUCGAACUUUCUUUGUUGCUGCUAGUUAAAACUUGUUGCAACUUCUCACUUCUCUUGUGUCCAGGUAUGCAGCAAAAUUCUGCAUUUUCACCUUAAAGAUCUUGUUGGUUUUCCAGAUGCUCUCCAAACGAUUUUCUAUAUAAGAUGAGGUAGUGGUGAACUCAGACAUCCAACUUCUGUCGUAGAACUGUUCUGCUUCUAAGACAAGCAUCUCCUUCCCUCUCUCCUCCCUCUCUGCCUCUCCCGAGCGGUCCAGAGCCUUGCUUCCCACUGCCAGUGCUGCGCUUUGGAGACGGGAUGGUUGCUGUGGCAAGCCUGGUUUCUCUGCUAAGAAGAGGUAGAGAAGCCAUUACCCAUAAAGAGCAUGUGGGGACGGGACUGCCGGAGUGACGUAGGCGCGAGCGGCAGGUGGUUUCCUUGACGAGGUGUCUUCUUCGAGGAUUAAGCUUGCAACAUUAGCUUUGCUCAGAUGCAGUUGGAAGUGUGAUCACAAUCAUUUUGAAUCCCUCUUCCCCACUUUUUUUUCUAAGAAAAUAAACAUUUUACUGUUUUUAUGUAUCCUGUCUUCUCCCAUUCAUCCAGUUCAGUGUCUUACGGUGAUCCUGGGUGUGGAAGAGGAGCCCUGCUUUUGCAGGGGACACCGACAGUUGAGCUUCAUGGCUCCCUCCCCUCCACCAAUCCGCCACCCACUGGCAGGGCCUCCGGUGGUCAGAGGAGAUGAGGGACUGCCCCUCGACGUUUUAGGAAGGCCCGAAGCCACCCCGCGUCCUCUGAUUUUGUUAGCAGAUCAGCCAUCCUACGUCCUCAUUCGCUCCCUCCUGAAUGUUCCGUGAGCCUUGCCACUUCCUUCCUCGCUCCCGCACGGCCCUGGCCAGGACAGUGCCGUGCGUUCCCGUCCUGGACAUGUAGUACGUUGACACUGGUGAUGCUGUUUGGAGAUGCGGAAGCCGAAGCCCUGGGGCAGUGCUGGGGGAAUGUGAACUGUGGGUUUGGUAGAGUUUAUUUUUCCAUAUUAUAUGAAGAGAAUGAUCUCUUCUCAGAGACAGAAGUAAUAUUUUUAACAAAUGCUGUCACAAGUAAAUAGCAAUCAAAAGGA